CCCAAUCCGGCAGGCAUGGCUGCGAGCGCCGGGGAGCCGCUGAGGCGGCGGCCGCGGCGGGGGGCAGCCGGACCGGCGGGAGACGCCCCCGACCCCCGGGAGGUGCGCGACCCUCCGGCGCCUCCCCUGCGCCCCGGCUCCUUCUGGCUGACGCGGCUGGCGCUGGUGCGCGCCACCGCGCUCAUUUACUUUGUUGCCUUUCUGGUUGCCUACCAUCAAAACAAAGCACUUAUUGGGGACCGAGGGCUUCUGCCGUGCAAGCUGUACCUGGAGAAUGUGAAGCGCCAUUUCAAGGGCAGAAUAAACAUGGAGACAUUAAGCUAUGCCCCAACUUUGAUCUGGUUCCUGGACUGGUCCAGCAUGGACAGCAUCCUUGAUGCCUUCGCUCUCAUUGGUUUGGCCAUCUCAGCUUUUGUCCUGGUCACUGGAUGUGCCAACAUGAUUCUCAUGGCUGCUGUGUGGAUAAUCUACCUCUCCUUAAUUAACGUGGGACAGAUCUGGAGAGGAGAUUUCAGACGCCAAACCCUGUUGAUAUCACCGCAAAGUUCUUUUCAACUUCCCUCCAACUGGUAUUCCUUUGGUUGGGAAUCGCAGCUUCUGGAAACGGGUUUUUUGGCAAUCUUCCUGUGUCCUUUGUGGACUCUCUCCCGGCUGGCCAAGGACACACCCCCUUCCUUUAUUGUCAUCUGGGCCUAUCGUUGGCUUAUUUUCAGAAUCAUGCUCGGAGCGGGGAUGAUUAAAAUGCGAGGGGACCGUUGCUGGAAAGAUUUGACAUGCAUGAAUUACCAUUACGAGACCCAGCCGGUUCCCAACCCCGUGGCCUAUUUCAUGCACUGGUCGCCUUGGUGGUUCCAUGCCUUUGAGACCCUCUUCAACCAUUUCAUAGAACUGGUCGUGCCUUUCUUUGUCUUCUUGGGGCGGCGCAUGUGUAUAGUCCAUGGCGUUCUUCAGAUCCUCUUCCAGGUGCUGCUGAUCAUAAGUGGGAAUCUAAGCUUCCUCAACUGGCUAACCAUCGUGCCUAGCAUAGCAUGUUUUGAUGAUGCCUCCUUGGGGAUCUGGUUUGGUUCCGGCAAAGGAUCUCUGAAGGCCUACGUCUUGAAGAUACAAGCUGAACAGGCAGCAGGGAAAGUCAGCCCUUUGCAAUACGGGAGCUACAUCCGCAAAGCUGUGAAUGUAUCCGUAGGGGCACUGAUCAUCUUCCUCAGCAUUCCAGUGGUUCUCAAUCUGAUUAGUUCCCGGCAGAUCAUGAAUACUUCCUACAACCCCCUCAGGAUCGUCAACACAUACGGAGCAUUUGGAAGCAUAACCAAAGAGAGAACCGAGAUUGUAAUCCAAGGGACUUCCAGCUCAGACCCCAAUGAUCCUGCUGCAGUUUGGGAAGAGUAUGAAUUCAAGUGUAAACCAGGGAAUCUGCGGAGGCGGCCCUGCCUGAUCAGCCCCUACCAUUAUCGUCUGGAUUGGCUCAUGUGGUUUGCUGCCUUCCAGACCUACGAGCAGAACGAGUGGAUCAUUCACUUAUCCGGGAAACUCCUGGCCAACGAGAAGGAAACAUCGUCUCUUCUGGCCUUCAACCCAUUUGAAGGCAGGGCACCCCCCAAGUGGGUCCGGGGAGAACAUUUCAGAUACAAGUUCAGCCGGCCAGGUGGGCAGCACGCCCAGCAGCAGAAAUGGUGGAUCCGUAAGAGGCUUGGACCCUACUUCCCGCCCAUCAACCUUCCAGGACUGAAGAAGUUUUUCAAAGCUCGAAACUGGCCUGAGCCAAAGCAGACACAGCCUCUGGGGAAGCGAGGCAGCUCCCAACAAGGUCCUGAAUCCAUCGCUUGCAAAAGGCAGCUGAAAUCCAGCUGAGAGCUGCUGGUUGACCAGUUAGUGCUUGGUUUGUGAAAACUGUUGAAAAUUUUCUUCGUCCCAUUUAAAAUAUUCAUCACUCUGACAAAAGCAGAGGGCAAGCAGUGGACUCCUAAGGACAGCAGACCGGUUCUGACCGUGGAGAGCUGGUUUCAGAAGUCCUUUUGCCACGAGAUGUCUUGUUGACCGACCUCAUGGCUUGUGGUAGGCAGAGAAAAACCUUUUUUCUUUUUCUGAUCAUUAAAAGAUGGUUAGAGACGCAUAUGGCAAAUAAAUCUAGAAUUUGGCAAUUUGCAAUAGCAAAUAUCUGAGAACCCCAAGAUGCGUUGAAGGGCCUUUGCUGGCUAACACUGUGUUGGCUUGGGAUGGAGAUGAAGAGUUUUCAGCUUCAAAAAGCCAAAAGGUUUCUAAUUUGUUCCCCAUUAGCGCAGUCGGACAAAUAUCCUUUUAGCCCAGUGUCUGGUUCCCAAGAAGUGCCCCUGGGGAGGAUAUUUCCGUGAGAUUACAUCACUAGAAGUGCUGAUUUUACUGUCUAGGAAUCUAGAAUAAAAAACCUUCCCCACCCCCUUUACUGACUGAUGCAACACGUUCUUUUAAAUGCAGCUGGAAGAAGCAAAAGUAGAAGUUGAGGUGGCUUGAACAAGCCUGUAGUUCAGAACUUUUGAACUCCUCAGCCGUAACUCAGUUACUGACGAACUGCUGUUACAUCAAUGAAUAUUUAGAGAGGACACAACCAUUAGUGCAUGAAGACAGGAGGUCUCUGCCUCCAAGAUUACAGUCUAUGUCAGGGGUAGGUAACCUCGGCUCUUUUAUGACUCGUGGACUUCAACUCCCAGAAUUCCUGAGCCAGCUAAGUCCACGAGUCAUAAAAGAGCCAAGGUUGCCUACCCCUGGUCUAAGAGAAAUCUCUUGCUACAGGUUAUCUGAUGUCAAUUGGACUUCAAUUAUACACUUGCUUCAGUUAUGAUAUGUAUCGUCUUAAUGUCUGAUCCUUCUUCUCAGGGAGAAAGCCCCCAGAAACCCCUUACCCUCAACUUAACUUUCACCUCAACACAGCAAGGUGGGUUAGGAUAAGAGAAAGUGGUUAGUCUAAAUCAGUGAUGGUAAAUCUGUUGAGUUUGGUGUGCCAAAAACAUGCAACAUGCCUAAGUUGACUCUGCUGAUGUGUCGCAGGCACCCCAAAACAAAAAAGAACCAUUUCUCUAUUCCCCACUUCUAGGCCAGCCUCAAUAGAAGCACUUGGCAUCAGAUGUUGGUGAACAGUGACGUGUCAUCUCAAAUGUUGUGGUGCCUCACCUUUGACAAUCAUGUUAGAGGUGCACCAUCGCUGGCCUAAAUCUUUGAACCUGGCCAAACAGAUCCCACCAGGUCCACACACACACACACCCCGGUGAAGCUAUGUCAGUUCUGUCGUAUCCUUGACAAGGCGGGGGGUGGUGGUGGUGGUGGUGUUGCCUGGUGAAGUUCAAGGCUGACCUUCUUAGCCAGCUGGAAGGACUUUUCUGAGUUGCUUUCAAAGAUUGUCCUGGUGGACAAUCAUUUAAAUAUGAGCCAACACGGUGCAGCAGCAGCAGCAGCAAAAAAAAGCCAACGUAGUCCUAGGUUAUUUUCUCUUCUUCCAAUUAUAUUCUCUUUUGCCAAC
Crotalus tigris (Tiger rattlesnake) is the source of this 3490-nucleotide messenger RNA. It is a transcript of the gene LMF1, whose product is annotated as lipase maturation factor 1. The coding region runs from base 16 to 1848 and encodes 610 amino acids. The transcript is spliced from 14 exons. NCBI's taxonomy places the organism in Eukaryota, Metazoa, Chordata, Lepidosauria, Squamata, Viperidae. Gene Ontology annotation, cellular component: endoplasmic reticulum membrane. Gene Ontology annotation, biological process: protein maturation. The record is from RefSeq and is a predicted model, not a curated record.